GAUCUUUCCCUUUGGAUUCGCUGCUUCACUUCACUUUCUUCCGUCGGCUAUUUCGGGCAGAGAGCCAACCAUGUCGACCUCUCUUCUCGUUCGAUGCUCUUCCUUUCCCUCUCCCGCUCUCUCCUUCCUCUCGUCCUCUUCUUCUUCUUUUCACUCCUCUUCUCCCAAGUUUUCUACUCUUUCUACGGGUUGUGUUUCUGUUAAACCUGUUGUCUCUACUAUCACUUGUUGCUCGGGGCAACAGUCUCAGGUGAGCGUCGUCAAUGGCAGAAUGGAUGGAAAAGUUGUGGAGAGGACCGAGAUUCGUCUCGGGUUGCCCAGCAAGGGUCGAAUGGCAGAUGAUACUCUCGAUCUUCUCAAGGACUGUCAAUUGUUUGUCAGGAAGGUCAAUCCACGGCAGUAUGUUGCACAAAUCCCUCAGCUAUCCUCUCUAGAAGUCUGGUUCCAGCGGCCAAAAGACAUUGUACGACAAUUGUUAUCUGGAGAUUUAGAUCUUGGUAUUGUGGGUUUUGACACAGUCAGGGAAUAUGGACAGGGGGAUGAAGAUCUUAUCAUUGUUCAUGAUGCUCUUGAAUAUGGUAACUGCCAUUUAUCCCUUGCAAUUCCCCAAUAUGGAAUUUUUGAAAAUAUAAACUCGAUUAGUGAGCUAGCACAAAUGCCUCAGUGGACUGAAGAAAAACCUCUUCGAGUUGCUACUGGAUUCACUUAUCUAGGUCCUAAAUUUAUGAAAGAAAAUGGAUUGAAGCAUGUGACAUUUUCCACUUUUGAUGGGGCACUGGAGGCCCAGCCUGCGAUGGGGUCAGCUGAUGCUAUUUUGGACCUUGUGAGUAGUGGUACAACACUAAAAGAAAACAACUUGAAGGAAAUUAAAGGCGGAGUUGUGUUGGAAAGCCAGGCUGUUCUUGUCGCAAGCAAGAGAUCAUUGAACAGGACAGCUGUGAGGGUUACAACCCGUGAGAUUCUCGAAAGACUGGAGGCACAUUUGAGGGCAGGUGGUCAGUUCACGGUAACAGCAAACAUGAGAGGUAGUAGCGCAGAGGAAGUGGCAGAGAAAGUACUAAGUCAACCAUCAUUAUCUGGGUUGCAGGGCCCUACAGUAAGCCCAGUCUUCUGCAAACGCAAUGGAAAGGUUGCAGUUGAUUAUUAUGCAAUAGUCAUAUGUGUACCCAAAAAGGCAUUGUACGAUUCUGUUCAGCAACUAAGAGAGAUUGGAGGCAGUGGUGUUCUAGUUUCUCCUUUAACCUACAUUUUUGAUGAAGAGCCUCCAAGAUGGCUUCAGCUUGUCUCAAAACUUGAGAACUAGGUUUGUUCAAUUAUCUUGAUUGUACUGUUCUUUCAAAUUAGGGCUCUCUCUGUGUUUUUCCGAUUACUUGGGAUUUCUCGAGUUCAUCGGAAAGUUUUUGUUAUAAUCAUUUUCUCUGUAUUUAGGAGUAUCCUAUUGUAAACUUGUUAGUCCGACUGUGAAAGCUGUACUAUUUUAGUUGUUUUCUUAAGUCUGGUAAAAAGUUUGUGUGCCUAUAUAAUGAAGGCAAGGGAAGGACAUGUCAAGACACAAUUCUGCAAUUCAAUGAACACUUUUUCAGAUAUUCUUCAGAGAA
This is a messenger RNA of Tripterygium wilfordii, 1598 nucleotides long. RefSeq names its product ATP phosphoribosyltransferase 2, chloroplastic-like. The record is from RefSeq and is a predicted model, not a curated record. Gene Ontology annotation, biological process: L-histidine biosynthetic process. Gene Ontology annotation, cellular component: cytoplasm. Bases 71 to 1303 code for a protein of 410 amino acids. The transcript is spliced from 11 exons. Gene Ontology annotation, molecular function: ATP phosphoribosyltransferase activity; magnesium ion binding. Lineage: Eukaryota; Viridiplantae; Streptophyta; Magnoliopsida; Celastrales; Celastraceae.